This is a messenger RNA of Pelagomonas calceolata, 881 nucleotides long. The record is from the annotation of a GenBank genome assembly. NCBI's taxonomy places the organism in Eukaryota, Pelagophyceae, Pelagomonadales, Pelagomonadaceae.
GCUAAUCCGACACCUGGAGCUGGAGCCGCAAACGUGCCAAGCAGUGCUAAAAUUGCACGCCGCCGGCGCUGGUCACACACCUUUUGCUGCCACGCUACUUCGCUGCAAGCGGUCCUGCGCGACACUGCCUAGUUUGAGAGAUAGGCUGCCGGCACAUUUUCCACGUGCAGUCGCGGAGAGCGUCGUCGCGCAGGUCAACGAUGAAGCUCGCUCUCAUCGCGCUCCUCCUGCCGAGUGCGCUAGCGGCGGUCAAGAAGACGGCCGCGAACGCGAAGGAGACGGCGUUCCUCGAGGAGUACGCCACGGGCGAAGGAACCCAAGUCACGGACUCGGGCCUCAUGUACCGCGUCCUCAAGGACGGCUCCGGCGGCUCUCCCGAAUUGGCGACGCCCUGCUCGCGCGCGCGCGGCGUCCUCGUCCCUUCGACAUGCGAGCGUCCCCCGACGCCGUCGCCGCGACCCGCCGCUCGCGCAGGUGCCACUACGAGGGCCGCACGGCGACGAACUACCCGUCGGGCAAGACCUUCGACUCGAGCUACGCGCGCGGCCAGCCGACGACCUUCGCGCCGCGGCAAGUCAUCGCGGCCUGGACGGAGGCCAUGCAGAAGAUGAAGGUCGGCUCGAAGUGGGAGCUCGUCUGCCCGCCCGAGAUCGCGUACGGCGGCCGCGCGAUGGGCUCGGAUAUUCCUGCCAAUUCCGUUCUGGUCUUCACGAUGGAGAUGCUGAGCUGCCAGGGGGUCUCGGCAGAGUUGUGAGCGCGCCCUCGGGGCGCCUCACGACCCUGGCGCAGGUGCGAGGCGGAGGCGGGCUGCGGCGGCCAGGGCUCCGAGGGCACCGUCGUCAUCCGGCGAGGGGCUUCGAGCAUGUGUGAUCGUCCGACAA